GAAACAAGCCGAAGCGGACGAAAAGGUAAAAAAACUGGCAGUUUGUACGAGCUUGUUGGUGAGAGGUAUGCGGAGGUAGGUAUGCGGAGCACAUCCACCGGCGCUGCAAGUGCCCAAGUGCCAUCGUGCAUGGAUAUGACGGACGGACGCGAGGGUGACGCUCUUAAGUCGUGCUUGGUGCAUUUUAUUUGCAAAUUAUUUUUAUGCUUUGAUGGUUGCAUUUUUAUACUCUUGUGCUCCGUAACUACCGCUGCACAUGUACUCCCGUAUGUAGGUAUGUACGGAGUCCGCAGUUGUAUGUGCACAGUAAGUAGUGGACGUGGGAAAAAAUUUCCGUGUGUGACUAGGCUGGCCAGUUAA
Molecule: messenger RNA, 360 nt
Organism: Blastomyces gilchristii SLH14081
Lineage: Eukaryota; Fungi; Ascomycota; Eurotiomycetes; Onygenales; Ajellomycetaceae
Exons: 1
Coding region: 82-360 (92 amino acids)
Source: RefSeq, a predicted model, not a curated record